GCGGCUCGCUGCUCCCUGGGGAAGACCCUGGAGCUGUCAGGCUGUGAGAAUAGAAGGGCCGUUAACACUCGCCGUCCAGGGCAGCCUGUAGAGUCAGAGUUGAGGGGGUAGGAGCCUGGGUCCCGUCCGCAGCGCCCUGAAGGCGAGAUCCCCAGUCACCGCACCUUCACCCAGGGGAGGGGUCCCGGUGGCCUCCCACAAGGGUUUCAGGCUAAGAGGGGCCCUGCGUGACGUCCUGCUAAUAAGAGAAGGAUGGUCUUGCGGUGAAGGUCUUGGGUGAUUUGGAUUCAUUCCUGGCUCCACCACCGUCUUCCCGUGGGACCUUGGUUGUUGCAGUAUGACCUUGCACUAACCCUUUGGGAAGAAGCAAGACUUCAUCAGACGUUACCCAUGUGCAUUCUUUUCUUGAAGUUUGAUCCUCGUCCAGUUUCAAAAAAUGCAUACAGACUUAUCCUAGCAGCUAAUAGGGAUGAAUUUUACAACAGACCAUCAAAAUCAGCAGACUUUUGGGACAGCAGCAAUGAAAUCCUUAGCGGUUUGGAUAUGGAGGAAGGAAAGGAAGGCGGGACAUGGCUUGGAAUCAGUAAGAAAGGCAAGAUGGCUGCCUUGACAAACUACUUGCAGCCAAAGAUUGAUAAAAAUGCAAAGGGAAGAGGUGCACUUGUAAGAAACUUCUUGACUAUGGAUCUGGACAGCUUCUCUUACUUGAAGAAAGUUUCAUUAGAGGGACACCUUUACAAUGGAUUUAAUUUAAUAGCAGCUGACUUGAGCACCACCAAUGGAGAUGUAAUUUGCUACUAUGGAAACAAAGGAGAAUCGGAACCUAUCUUCCUAAAUGCUGGAAUCUAUGGAUUGAGUAAUUCUCUGCUGGAUACUCCAUGGAAGAAACUUCAGUAUGGAAAGCAGCUUUUCACAGAGGUGAUCAAGCAAAGUGAGGACGUUGCCAAAGAAGACCUAGUACAGGAGCUCAUUAAAGUGCUGAAUAAUCAAGACCCUCAGCUACCAGAUCCCGCAAUGGAGGAUCAAGGAAAGGAACAUGUACAACCUGUAUUGACUGAAUAUGCAGCUGUGUGUGUUCGUUGCCCGGGAUAUGGAACAAGGACUAACACAGUCAUUCUCACUGAUGUGGAAGGACAUGUUACUUUCACAGAGCGCACCAUGCUCAAUGCAGAUAUCAACCAAUGGAAAACAAGCACCUAUCAGUUCGAACUGCAGAUUUAACAACUUUCCAUUUGAAUGGAUCAUGAUAAAAGAAACGAGAACAAGCCAUUGAACUCCACUGAAGGCUUUGUAUCCGCCUCCAGCAUCCUGAGAUGGAGCGGAAAAGCUUAUUAAAUCCAUAGCAUACCCUAGCAACUACUAAAACCUUUUGCACAAAACCAAGGGAAGAAAGUUUUUUACAGUAAAAGUUUGGCUGGAUUAAAAAUGUUUCUUUUUGUGCAAGUCUUUAUUUUUCUAGGCAUGAUUUUUAAACUGUGUCCCUUGAAACUUAAAAUAAACUAUGUUGUUAAUAUCUAGGGGAUUGAUCCUGCAAGGUAUUGAGUGCUUCUUACGAGGUGCUAACUGCCCCUAUUUCCUUUUGAUUUCAAUCAGAGCUGAAGGUAUGCAGCGCCUUGGAAGAUCAAGUUCUAAGUUAUUAAAGUUCAAAGAUUUUCAGAAUAUAACUUAAACCUUCAGAAUCAAUCAUGAUAACUUUUCACACUUCACUCAGCUUGACCAAAGACAAACUAGUCAGGUACACAUUUAUUUAUGGUUGAUUUCUAGUCACUUUGUCAACUGACAUAAUUAUGUAAUGUGACUUCUGGAAAUGAUCCCUGGGAAUGGUGGUUAUGUGAAUUAUUAAAAAAAAUUCCAUUGGAAUUUUACA
This is a messenger RNA of Dermochelys coriacea (leatherback sea turtle), 1867 nucleotides long. RefSeq names its product transport and golgi organization 2 homolog (gene TANGO2). The record is from RefSeq and is a predicted model, not a curated record. Lineage: Eukaryota; Metazoa; Chordata; Testudines; Dermochelyidae. The coding region runs from base 391 to 1221 and encodes 276 amino acids. Gene Ontology annotation, biological process: protein secretion; Golgi organization. Gene Ontology annotation, cellular component: Golgi apparatus. The transcript is spliced from 9 exons.